Pangasianodon hypophthalmus (striped catfish) is the source of this 1431-nucleotide messenger RNA. RefSeq names its product guanine nucleotide binding protein (G protein), gamma transducing activity polypeptide 1 (gene gngt1). The record is from RefSeq and is a predicted model, not a curated record. Gene Ontology annotation, molecular function: G-protein beta-subunit binding. Gene Ontology annotation, biological process: G protein-coupled receptor signaling pathway. Gene Ontology annotation, cellular component: heterotrimeric G-protein complex. The transcript has 3 exons. Lineage: Eukaryota; Metazoa; Chordata; Actinopteri; Siluriformes; Pangasiidae. The coding region runs from base 62 to 283 and encodes 73 amino acids.
ACACCUGAAGGAUUCUCUUUCCGUCUUCAGGGGGGAAAAGAACUCACUGUAAGCGGCAAAAAUGCCGGUUAUAAAUGUAGAGAAUCUCACGGACUUGGAUAAGGCUAAAAUGGAAGUAGAUCAGUUGAAAAAAGAGGUGAAACUGGAAAGGGAAAAGGUGUCUAAAUGUUGUGAAGAAGUCAUGGAAUACAUUCAGAGUGGUAUGGAUGAUGAUCCCCUGGUCAAAGGAAUCCCAGAAGAAAAGAAUCCAUUCAAGGAAAAGGGUGGAUGUGUCAUUUGCUAAUGUGGACAGAAUAACUGCCCUAUUCCUUUUACAGUUUAGACUCUGGUACUGCACAUGGACACCUGCUACUCUUUAAUCUUAGCCAGAACCUUCUCCGCUGCCCGAAACAGAGAAAUGACAGUUGAGGAUAGAUAAUAAAAAUACUCUAAAUGACUUGGAUAUGGACCCUUUCGCAUCUUCUUGUGUAUUCCUCUUUGAAGUGGUGAAAUAAAACAGAAUGCUUUUGGGCAGCGAUUGUCAGUUUUGGUGCAUGGCAUGAUGGGCUAAACAUCAAAAUGUACAGAGGCUCCUUUAGAAAUAUUUAUUAAAAAACUUUUAAUGUCUUCAGUGUCACUUUGCCAUGUCCAGUUAUCUGUGUGGUUGUGUGAUAUGUGCUGCAAAUGAGUGUACAAGAUUCUGGGGCAAUUUCCUACUUGGAUACUGUCUUUUUGUCUUAAGUUUGCUUAUACCACAGUGUUAUGAAAUCUCAAUUUUGAUUGGUCAUAAGAUGUUGAUUAAUUUUCUAUAAUACAAGCUCUGACAGUAAAACCGUCUGUAAUUGAAAUCACGGGUUUAUAUUAACAUUAAUGUUUAUUCUAAUAUGAUGUAGUUCCUAUAGUACAGUUCAUAUGGUAUAGAUCUUUGUAGGAAGACGUUUAUUUUAUUUGUCUUAUUACUUAUUUCAAGGAAGAGAAAAACCGAGCUGAGCAGAUCACUGUUUUAGCUGCUACAGUUGUAAGGAUGAUGCACAAUAUUAAAUAGAACUACAAAAAGUAUUAAAAAGCACAAUGUACAUUAUUAAAAUUUUAAAAAUUGAAAUGGUAAGAAAAUUGCUGUGGUAUAAGAUGAGUAAAACACUCAAUAUUUGAAAAUAAUCCACUUUGGGGUGGUAACAGUAACCCCUUUUGGCACACAUCCCAUCAAUGUUUAUUUUCCUGUAACAGCACACCCCUUGUGUGUUAUUAUACAGAAACUGACAUAUGGAAGAGCAAAACAGAUUAUUCUACUGCAGGUCUGAUGAUAUUGCUAGAAUAAAUCACCCUGUCAUUGAGAGUGAAGGGAAUUACCUUUAGACUGAUGCAAGAUUCCAGUCAAUAUUUAGAGUUUUAGAGACUCUUAGGAACUAUAACUGGUUUCUUCAUAUCAGUAACAGGACUAGCAUAUUUACU